GACGCUGCCUGGGUUGAUUUUGUCAGUCAACCCUCCUUCGCUCUCUCGACAAACGCGCUAUUUAUCCGCUUCCACAUCCGUGUUACGACCCAUGGGAAUAAUUACUUAGACUUCGUUCUCUAGAUAUGACUCAAAUUUUUAGCUCACAAAACCUCAUACUGUGUCUGGCUUGCUGGAAUGUAUCCAUAAACAAAACCUACCACAUGGCAUCAUUCCUCCUCAUGAUCCUUCGUUCCAACGGAAAGGUCUCAUGCUCAUGUUACAAUUCCGACUUCACACCUUCAUUGCGGUUAUCCUUGUCGAAUCUGUCAUAGGUUGAAGGGGCAGCUGAUAUGAGACCAGAUGAUAUAAAAGCAGGAAGCCUGCUCCAACAACGCUUCACUAUGCACCCUCCCCCUAUCGAGAUUUCCAGGUCAUCGCAAGAUGGACAAGUCUGAAGAUUUUUUCACGGACGUGAGCGAAUUGAAGAAGUUGGAGAGUAAUAGUAACUUGGGGAGGGAUGUAGAGAGCGAGUCCGAGGUGAAUGAUCGUGCGACGAUGCGAUAUGUCGACUUCAGAGUCCUUCCUAUUCUCGCACUGACAUACGCCUUCUCGUUGAUUGACCGCGUCAACCUGGGUUCGGCGAUGGUUGCUGGAAUGGCUGGAGAUCUGCAAAUGCUGGUUGGGAAUCGCUACAGCAUUGUAACAGUGGUCUAUUUCAUCCCCUAUAUCCUGCUACAGAUUCCCGGAAAUGCGAUUCUACGAGCUGUCGGUGUUCGCUACUGCAUGACUUUCGUAAUCGUCGUUUGGGGGGCGGUUACUAUCGGGAUGGGCUUCACAAAACACUGGGAAGCCUUUGCGGUUUGUCGAGUCUUGAUAAGUGCUCUUGAGGCAGUGUUUUUCCCGGGCAUGGUGUUCAUCAUCUCAACCUGGUAUAAGAGGCAUGAGGUGCAGAAGCGCCUUGCCGCCUUCUGCCUCACCUCUGCCCUCAUCGGCGGAUUUAGCCCUCUCCUUGCGUACAGUCUUAGUUUGAUGGAUGGGAAAGCCAACGUCGCAGGUUGGGCUUGGAUAUUCAUUAUGGAAGGCAUCAUAACAGUUGUGCUAGGACUUCUGUGCUACCUCUUUGUUCCCGAGUUCCCGGACAGAAAUCGAUUCCUCUCGAAGGCCCAGACGGCGUUUGUUCUGAAGCGAAUUGAAGAUGACCGUGGAGAUUCUACACCUGACGAAAUUACGGCACGGAAGGUGCUUCAUCAUUGUAAAGACUGGAGGAUUUGGAUGUACGGUGUCAUGUUCGCCUGUCCAAACCUUGCAUCGUACAUGUUCGCCCUUUUCAUGCCGAUCAUUCUGAAUGGCAUGAACUUUUCAUACGAGAAAUCACUACUUCUGACUUCACCCCCCUAUGGGUUCGCUUUCGUUUCAAGCAUGAUAAUCUCCUGGACGUCCGAUAAGACAAGGCACCGGGGUGGAUUUGUUGUGCUAUCGGCUCUGAUGACCACAGUUGGGUGUUGUAUGACAGCAUUUGCCCAAGGAAAUGCUGUCCGGUAUGCUGGAACAUUUUUCAUAUGCGCAGGGUCCGCUGGAACUAUACCCGCCAUCCUUGCCUGGGUAACUACGUCUCUCGUUCGGAGUUCUACUUCGAUUACCUGAAAUUCUACCUUUCACACAGAGCUCCAACAACGUUCUAACGCACAGUAAACGUGCCGUGCAAACGGCCGUAAGUAUAGUAGGAGGAAGUGUAGGAGGUAUCAUGGCUAGCAUGGUUUUCCGCCAGCAGGAUUCUCCCAAGUACAUUCCGGGCCUAUGGGUCACUAUCGGCGCUCAGAUCAUUUGCAUGAUUUUAGCUAUCUUGAUGUCGGUGCACAGUUAUCGUAUGAACAAGAAAGUUAGGGAAGGGACGUUGUCUGAGCCGUUGGAAGGACGGGUUGGCUUCCUUUAUACGCCGUAAGGAUUCCUGUGUCAGGGUUUAUUCUUCUUUAGGUUUUACUAGGUGCACCAUACUUCGAUUAUUCAAUGUUAUUAUUCUGAC
Molecule: messenger RNA, 2005 nt
Organism: Marasmius oreades (fairy-ring Marasmius)
Lineage: Eukaryota; Fungi; Basidiomycota; Agaricomycetes; Agaricales; Marasmiaceae
Exons: 14
Coding region: 424-1626 (400 amino acids)
Biological process (GO): transmembrane transport
Cellular component (GO): membrane
Molecular function (GO): transmembrane transporter activity
Source: RefSeq, a predicted model, not a curated record